Molecule: messenger RNA, 516 nt
Organism: Auanema sp. JU1783
Lineage: Eukaryota; Metazoa; Nematoda; Chromadorea; Rhabditida; Rhabditidae
Source: the annotation of a GenBank genome assembly
AUGCCAGAAAACUGUGAAAACUCUUCUGAGUAUGACACAGCAGAAUUCGAUCAGCCACGGUACACUGGAAAAUGCAAAUGGUUUAAUGUACUCAAAGGUUUUGGGUUUAUAAUUGCCGAAGGCUUCGAUGAGGAUUUUUUUGUACAUCAGACUGAAAUUAAUAUGAAAGGAUUCCGUAGCUUGGACGAAGGUGAAAGAGUCUCAUUCUGCAUUCGCAUAAGAAAGGAAGGAAAAGGACGAGAAGCGUAUCAGGUCGGUCCAGAAGAUCCAGAAAAGAAACUGAUGGGAAGCAGAAUUCAUCCUCUCGGCAAGAGUAAAGACAAGCUUGUCAGAUGUUUCAAAUGUGGUAAAUUCGGUCAUCAUUUUGCUCAAAAAUGCAAAAAGUUCGAGGUCCCUGGCAAGUGUUGUUAUAACUGUGGAUCUGUUGAUCAUCUGCUCAGCGCAUGUCCAAUCAAAUCUCCUAAACCUACAAUAGAUGUUCCAAACAUUGUAAAUGACAAAACAAACAGUUUUUAA